This is a messenger RNA of Aspergillus alliaceus, 1188 nucleotides long. RefSeq names its product putative pectate lyase. The record is from RefSeq and is a predicted model, not a curated record. NCBI's taxonomy places the organism in Eukaryota, Fungi, Ascomycota, Eurotiomycetes, Eurotiales, Aspergillaceae. Bases 1 to 1188 code for a protein of 395 amino acids. The transcript has 5 exons.
AUGAAAUACCCUAUUGCAUACGCGAUUACUAUUGUCGUACCCCUGUGCCUUGCGACGGAUAUCUAUGUCUCCCCGACUGGGUCGGAUACCGCUGCGGGUACACUAGAGGCACCCCUUCGAUCAAUCCAAUCGGCAGUAGAUAAAGCAACAGCCGGCUCUACUGUUUAUCUUCGUGAAGGAACCUAUUCACCGACGACGAAUAUCCAAAUCACAAAAAGUGGCACGACAUCGGCUCCCUACGUUCUUCGGGCUUAUAACGGCGAGAAAGUUACGAUUGAUGGGGAGGAGCUCCCAGGAACGCCAGCUGAGCUCAACGGUUCCCUCGCGAACAAGGACCGUGGAAUCCUGCAUAUUCAGGAUGCCGAAUACUGGGAGUUUUACGAUCUUGAAUUGAUUAAUGGGCCGUAUGGUGUCUACGCGCGUGAUUCAUCGAACAACCACUAUGAGCGUAUCAUCACGAGGGAUAACUAUGAAACUGGUUUCCAACUUGAAGGUGCAUCGUCUAACAACUCUGUCUUCUAUCUCGACUCCUACGGGAACCGUGACCCUCGUAAGAACGGCGAAAGUGCGGACGGGUUUGCUUGCAAGGAAGGCUCUGGGGAGGGCAACGUGCUGCGUGGUGCGAGAUUGUGGAACAACGUUGAUGACGGAUUGGACCUAUGGGAAUUCAAGUCAGGCAUAACAAUCGAAGAUACCAUCUCCUUCGGAAACGGAUACAACAGAUGGGGCUUCUCGCCAUUCGAAGGCGAUGGCAAUGGUUACAAACUCGGUGGUGGCAAUGAUGCCGACAUUGGUCCCGCCAACCACGUUAUAACUAACUGCAUCGCGUUUGGAAACUCUAAGGAUGGCUUCACCGAUAACUCACAAACCGGCGAUUUUACCCUCACCCGUAACACGGCCUGGAACAAUGCCAAAGUUGGCUUCAAGUUCAACACGGCUGUGGCUACCUUGACUCAGAACAUCGCGGCUGAGAAUGGAGAGCAGCCCACGGCUCUGAGCAAAGAUCAGGUGUCGAAAGAGAACUCGUGGGAUAGCAGCACAACUUGGGGUAACAGUAGCUUUAUCUCAGUCGAUGCGAGCUUGGUACAAGGGGCACGCAAGACCAACGGAAAAAUUAACCCUAGUGACUUCUUAUUGCCAAGGUCCGGGGAGACAAUUGGUGCGACUACGGCUUGGACUGAGAUGUAG